AUGGGCUGCUGCGCAUCGAACCCGUCAGAGCAACCAGAACCAAUCGCACUCCUCGUACGGCAGCUCUUUGAUGUUAUCGACUCAAACUCUGACGACGCAAUCUCCCGCGCUGAGCUGAAGGCUGCAUUAGGGCCGGCGAGCAGCGCAGUCCUCGGCAAGGAGGGGGCAGCGCCGCUGCUCAAGCAGCUCAAUCUCAGCAGCAACGAGAUUGACGACGAGGGCUGCAAGACGCUGGCUGCCACCAUCGGCAAGGAGGGGGCAGCGCCGCUGCUCGAGGAGCUCGAUCUCACCUGCAACAAGAUUGGCAACGUGGGCUGCAAGGCGCUGGCCGCCGCCCUCUGCAAGGAGGGGGCAGCGCCGCGGCUCGAGAAGCUCUAUCUCCGCGAGAACGAGAUUGGCGACGAGGGCUGCAAGGCGUUGGUCGCCACCCUCAAGGAGGGGGCAGCGCCGCGGCUCGAGGAGCUCGAUCUCACCCGCAACAAGAUUGGCGACGAGGGCUGCAGGGCGCUGGCCGCCGCCCUCGGCAAGGAGGGGGCAGCGCCGCGGCUCGAGGAGCUCUGUCUUGACGGCAACCAGAUUGGGGAUGAGGGCUGCAAGGCGUUGGCCGCCGCCCUCUUGGAGGGGGCCGCCCCGAGCCUGAAGGCGCGAGACGCCCCCCUCGCCACUCGCGAUAGUUCCCGCCAAAUGCCUAUCACGCCUCCCCUCGCGUGCAGAUGCUCGCCGUGGACCGCAAGCCGCACGAGCUGA
This is a messenger RNA of Emiliania huxleyi CCMP1516, 747 nucleotides long. RefSeq lists its product as hypothetical. Gene Ontology annotation, biological process: nucleocytoplasmic transport; activation of GTPase activity. The transcript is spliced from 3 exons. Gene Ontology annotation, cellular component: perinuclear region of cytoplasm; nucleus; cytosol. The record is from RefSeq and is a predicted model, not a curated record. Gene Ontology annotation, molecular function: calcium ion binding; small GTPase binding; GTPase activator activity. Bases 1 to 747 code for a protein of 248 amino acids. Lineage: Eukaryota; Haptophyta; Isochrysidales; Noelaerhabdaceae.